Molecule: messenger RNA, 3185 nt
Organism: Exophiala oligosperma
Lineage: Eukaryota; Fungi; Ascomycota; Eurotiomycetes; Chaetothyriales; Herpotrichiellaceae
Product: ATP-dependent RNA helicase ded1
Exons: 3
Coding region: 347-2398 (683 amino acids)
Cellular component (GO): nucleus
Molecular function (GO): RNA helicase activity; ATP binding; RNA binding
Source: RefSeq, a predicted model, not a curated record
UCCAAAUGUCUUUUCCGUCUCUUUCACCACCUCACCUUCAAACAAUCACAUCACACCUCUACUGACAACCAUCAUUGUCCUUCUUGUUCCUUUGCCUUUCGUUUUACUUUCAGAUAGACUUGGAGAGGCGUUUGUGUGUCUCUCUUCUAUCUGCGGACACGAAAGCUUUUUAAGCAACAGCAAUUCCAUCUUCCCACACCGAUUAGACGCUAUCCUUCAUCUCACAAAUUCAGCGUCUGGCUAAUUUUUUCCCUGUCCUUCCUCGUAAACAGUUUACAACAGCCGCAAAAUUCGUUCACCUCCAUCAAUUUCAACUUGCAACAUCAUCACUUUCUCAAAAUCCAAGAUGGCCGACUCGUUGAAUAUGAACGGUCUCACUCUAAAUGAGUCGAAACACGCUCCGGCUGGCCCCAUGGGUGCCGGUGGCCGUACCUACAUCCCCCCUCAUCUACGUGGCCAGUCUACCCGUGGUCCUCCAAUGAUGAACAUGGAUGGUGCUGGUCCUGGUCCUGCACCAGCAGCCGCAGGUCCGGGCUUGAACGGCAGUGCAUGGGCAAAUAACAACAACGCCACUGGUGGCGGAUGGGCCAACGCUCAAGACUUCAAGCCUGCGCCUUCGGCCAACGGUUGGGCAGGACAAGGUGCUCGUCCUUUCAACCCCAAUGCCUAUGGUGCUCCUGGAGGCGGCCACGGCGGCGGUCACGGUGGCGGCCACGGCGGCGGCUCUGCUCGUGGUUCAGGAGAUGGUCAAUGGCGAGAUGGUCAACACAUCCCAGGCCCUGCCAACCCAAAGGUCGAACGUGAAUUGUUCGGUCUCCCGAACGACCCGACCAAGGCGCAUACUGGUAUCAACUUCGCAAACUACGACGACAUUCCUGUCGAAGCCAGUGGUCACGACGUUCCAGAACCUGUCAACACUUUCACCAACCCUCCUCUUGAUGAUCACCUGAUCAGCAACAUCAAGCUUGCGUCCUACGCGACUCCUACACCGGUCCAGAAGUACUCGAUUCCCAUCGUCAUGGGCGGACGAGAUCUCAUGGCUUGUGCUCAGACUGGUUCUGGCAAGACGGGUGGUUUCUUGUUCCCCAUCCUCUCCCAAGCCUUCCAAACCGGUCCUUCACACGCCCCCGCCACCGGAGGCGGUUUCCGCCAGAGAAAGGCAUUUCCUACAUCUCUGAUUCUUGCUCCCACUCGUGAGCUUGUUUCCCAAAUCUACGAUGAAGCACGAAAGUUCUCCUACCGUUCCUGGGUCAGACCAUGCGUUGUCUACGGCGGUGCUGACAUUGGCACUCAACUACGAUCUAUCGAGCGCGGCUGUGACCUGUUGGUCGCUACUCCUGGUCGUUUGGUCGAUCUCAUAGAGCGAGGUCGUAUCUCCCUGGCCAACAUCAAGUAUCUGGUUCUCGACGAGGCCGAUCGUAUGCUGGACAUGGGUUUCGAGCCUCAGAUCCGCCGCAUCGUCGAGGGCGAGGACAUGCCCACUGUCCAGAACCGCCAGACUCUCAUGUUCUCGGCCACUUUCCCACGAGACAUUCAACUGCUGGCACGCGAUUUCCUGAAGGACUAUGUGUUCUUGUCCGUGGGUCGUGUUGGUUCCACCUCGGAAAACAUCACUCAAAAAGUCGAGUAUGUUGAGGACAACGACAAGCGCUCUGUCUUGCUCGACAUCCUGCACACUCAUGCUGGCGGCCUGACCUUGAUCUUCGUCGAGACCAAGCGCAUGGCUGACACGUUGUCUGACUUCUUGAUCAACCAAGGCUUCCCAGCAACUGCUAUCCACGGUGACCGCACUCAGCGUGAGCGUGAGCGUGCGCUGGAAUUCUUCCGCAACGGUCGCUGCCCCAUCAUGGUGGCCACGGCUGUUGCUGCUCGUGGUUUGGAUAUCCCCCACGUCAUGCACGUUGUCAACUACGAUCUUCCUACUGACAUUGACGACUACGUUCACCGCAUUGGUCGUACUGGUCGUGCUGGAAACACCGGUUUGGCAACCGCUUUCUUCAACCGGGGCAACCGUGGCAUUGUCCGUGAGCUCAUUGAACUUCUCAAGGAAGCCCACCAGGAAAUUCCCAGCUUCUUGGAAAACAUCGCUCGCGAGAGCUCUGGCUUUGGCGGCGGUCGUGGUCGUGGUCGUGGCGGCGGUGGUCGUGGAGGCUCUGCGACUCGGGACAUGCGUCGCGUGGGCGGCGGUAUGGGCGGUGCUCCUUCAUAUGGCGGUGGCUUUGGCGGCUCUGGUGGCUAUGGUGGCGGCGGCGGCGGCGGCGGUGGUAGCAACUACGGUGGGGCUCCCUCAUGGGGCGGUUCCGGUGGCGGGGCAUAUGGCGGCGGAUACGGUGGCAGCGGCGGCGGCGGCUCUUAUGGCAACCCAGGUGGUGCCAACGGUCCAUCUUCUUGGUGGUAAACGGUUCAGGGCGUUCAGUCAUUCUCGAACGGUUUACGGCACCAGUUUUCAGCAUGAUUGUUUUCUUUCUUUUCACUUUCUUCGACAUUUGCGCUCUCGGAAGAGUGACCGGGUGGUUGAAGAGCAAACGGCAGGCAGUCCUGCAGCAAGCUUGCUCUUUUGAUGACGACCCAGAGCAUUUUUCCCGAGACGAGUUUUUAUCGGGCACAGCAUGAUACAUGAUAGAUAGCGUUGGCUUUUCCGAUUGAUUUCAGAUACCCCCAGCAUGUCGAACUUCCUCGUGUCAACAGAGGACAGACGAUGUGUGCAUGAACGACAGACACCACGGCGUCGGUUUGCAACGAAAGAGAGUGGGCGAGCGCAUCAGCUCCUCAACACGGCAUGGAAGACAGACUCUUGUGAAGCCUCCUUUUCAAAAGAAAGGCUGCACGACCGGACACGGCCUUAUGACGAGAUUCUUUUUUUCAGCCUUUAACAAAAGUUAUCUGCGGGUUCUCUCUCUUUCGAACCUAUGGGACAUGAUCAAAAUAGAACUUUAUCGACACGAACAAUCGCGAGCUUGGGAGGCUGGCGGGAAUGGGAAGGGGGAAUGAUCUGAUUUGCAAGACAAAAAUAAGGAAGAUAAUUGCACAUCUGCAUCUCCCAGGCGUUUUAUUCCGCACGGCUUCCAUGGAGCUCUCUUGCACACACACAACAAGACUUAUUACGAGGAAAAGUCUACGCUGGCUGCAUUAGAUCAGGCUUGCCAGGCCACACAGUUAGCAAUAGAAAAAGUUUUUGAUUUGAA